Gymnogyps californianus (California condor) is the source of this 2225-nucleotide messenger RNA. It is a transcript of the gene PRXL2A, whose product is annotated as peroxiredoxin like 2A. NCBI's taxonomy places the organism in Eukaryota, Metazoa, Chordata, Aves, Accipitriformes, Cathartidae. The record is from RefSeq and is a predicted model, not a curated record. The transcript is spliced from 6 exons.
UGGCUGCAAGGCAAAGGCUCCAGAGCUGGACUCCUGCCUAGUCCUGCCUACUCGCCACCCGUGGCAGCGCAGUUUGUCUUCUCUCCUGCCUGCGCUCGCAUUCAGGGGGAGCUGGUGGUGGCUGAUGCUUGUGCAGGCUGCGUGGGUUCUGAAAUGUCCUUCCUGCCUGACUUCGGGAUCUUCACCAUGGGCAUGUGGUCUGUUGGUCUUGGAGCCAUUGGUGCAGCUGUGACAGGGAUCGUCCUUGCUAACACCGACUUAUUUUUGUCCAAGCCAGAAAAGGCUACGUUGGAGUUUUUAGAGGAGAUAGAGCUAAAAACUUUGGGAUCAGAACAAAGAACAUUCAAGGCAGGUGAACUAUGGAAGAAGAAUGGUGCAGUGAUCAUGGCUGUGCGAAGACCUGGAUGAUUUUUGUGCAGAGAGGAGGCUUCUGAGCUCUCCUCUCUGAAACCUCAGCUGUCCAAGCUGGGUGUCCCUCUCUAUGCCGUUGUGAAAGAGAAGAUAGGGACUGAAGUGGAGGAUUUUCAGCAUUAUUUCAAAGGAGAAAUCUUUCUGGAUGAAAAGAAAGGCUUCUAUGGUCCACGCAGACGAAAAAUGAUGAUGUCAGGCUUCUUCCGCUUUGGAGUCUGGCAAAAUUUCUUCCGUGCUUGGAAAAGUGGAUAUAGUGGUAACCUGGAAGGAGAAGGAUUCACCUUGGGAGGAGUAUAUGUGAUUGGGGCAGGAAGACAGGGUGUUUUACUGGAGCAUCGUGAGAAAGAAUUUGGAGACAAAGUCAGCCUUCCAUCUGUCCUUGAAGCUGCUGAGAAGAUAAAACCACAAGCUUCAUAAGCGGAAAAAUAGUUGCAUGUGUUUCUGAUCACAGCUUGAAACGUAGAACGCAUCUGUUUUUUGAACAUGCAGUUUAAUUGCUUCUUAACUAUUUAGUGAUCAAUGCAGAGGAAAGAUUCUCUAUUCAAACAUAGAAAAUGGUGAAAAUCCUCCUGGAGCUUUUUUUGUUGCUUUGCAGCCUUUCACAUGGUCAGGAUUUCAACUGCUCUUUUGUGUCUGACUGUAUUAAUGAAAGGCUGGGUCUAAAAUCUGACCUAGCCUAGAUGUUUCCAGUCAGAGACAGUCGGUUGAAAACCUGUCUACCUAGGGGAGCAAAGCUCUGCUAAGGCUGGGGUAAUGGAGUACCAGCUGAGGUUGAAGGAUAAUAAAACUUCAUGUAAAUGAAAUGCCUUUGCUUUUUCCUUUUUCAUUAACAUGUAAACACAUCUGUGUUUCUAGAAGACUAAAUCCUGUCACUCUAGAUUAUUCUGAGAUUCUGCAUUCAAGACAUGCCACUGUGUCUACCCAGCAAGUUUCUUGUUAGUUAACUACUGGCUCUAGAUCUUCCAGCUCUUUGUGUGAUUCCGUGCAAGGAAGAUUGAAGACACUAAUGUGCACUUCAGAAGAUAAUUGUGGCAUGAGGGCAAGUUCCUUCUUGUGUUUAAGAUUCUUAAAAAAAAAAAAAGGGAACAGUAUCAGAGAGCAGAUUAGGUAGAGUUUCCAUCCUGGCUUGAGUUCUGCUGUAGAAUGGCUGGACUGUUGCUCCUAAAAAUAGAUGCAGUGUUGCACAAUAUGAUCCAUGAGAGCCAAUACCAUACGUAGCCAAAUAUAUGUACCUAGACUGAAGUAUGAACAGGACAGCAUGAAUUUUCCAAAUGUGCUGAUGUUUCAAUGUCUAAACAAAAUUUUAACAUUGCACUUAGGAUUAUUAAGUGUUGCGUAUCCUUCAUUAGCUGGUGUAUAUAAAAGGCUAGGUAACGUUGGAAAAAAUGUGUGGGCUAGAACAUACUAAGCCAGCAGAAGAAUUAAAGGGAAGGAUUCUUUUGUCCUGGCAGCAGGUCAGUCUGAACUGUUGUUCUGCUUGCUUCUGACUUUAAAAUUAAUGAAACCUUCAUGUAUUGUUGGUACUGAGGGCAGGGGUACUUUGCAUCUCUGACAUUUUGGUAAUAUGCCUGUUUUUGCUCUGUGUGCCAGUGCCUAUCCAUCUGUAUUGUUGAGCUGUGUGCAAAAAAAAUGGUCAUACAUGAUGCUGACUGUAUGAAACCUAAAUGCCAGAAACUCUAAAACUUCACAAACACUGAAGCCUGGCCUUGGUCUGUGUUAAGUCAGUUAUGCAGGCUUUAAAAUUGCAUCAUUAUGGAUGAAAUCCUGCUUUUUUUUUUUUUUUUAGUAUUUAUGUCCAGGCAGAGCUAAUUUUA